GCCAUUGUUUUGACACCGGCUUUAGAAUGUCUCCUAAGCGAUUGAGGUGUUUUGUUGUCGGAUGUAAGAAUGAACAUAGCAGUCUUCAUUUACUCCCGACAUCUGAGCCGCGGAAGACGCAGUGGAUUCGUUUUGUUUUUAAAGGGAAUGCGCCCUCCAAUCUACCUAAAUGCGUUCAUGUUUGCGCUAAUCAUUUUACACCAGACUGCUUUGUAAACGAGGGUCAGUACAAAGCAGGGUUUGCUAAAAAGUUGUUCCUGAAGAAUGGAUCAGUACCAACUGUUCGUGGUCCAGUUUCACCCCCAGAAGUCUGCAAAUCGACAUAUAUUAGCUGCACGCGGGAUGUUGGCAGCCAGACAGAAUCACCGCAGCUGCAUAGUGUCGGGACACAACUAUCAAUGAGGACGCUUCAAUUACACCACAGGAGUACUGGUGUGUGUGUCCAGACAACUGUGCCCAGUUUGGACUUUGGCAUAUCAUCAGUUUCUCAUGCAGCUGGUGCAACAUUUAUGUCUUCCACACCAAAUAAGCCUCCAUCAAAGAGACCUCGCAUGGACCUUGAGGAAGAGGGAGAUGAUGAUGAUGAUGCCCUCCAGGGCUGUUCUUCUUCUAUAUUAACAGCUAAAGAGUCAGAUGUCACAUUUGAUCCUGCAGAGGCAGACACAUCUUUAACAGAGCCAACAGAGACUGCGGCUCAGGCAUCCAAGCCUGUUCAAAAAAUAUGUAAAUAUAUUGUGUAUGAGAGUUGCCUUAUGGAACUCUUUGAGGUUUGUCCGGUAUGUCAGCGAAGCUGUGAUGUCCGUUCACAAAGGCUUGGAACGUUUCUACAUGUGGAACAACUUUGCCAACACUGUCAUUUUCUACGCAAAUGGAACAGUCAGCCAAUUCUGGGAAGUACUCCAGCUGGCAACCUUCAUCUUUCUGCUGCUGUGUAUCUCUGUGGGGCUUCUUUCUACACCGUUGAAAAGAUAUUCGCAGCUAUGCAUCUGCAAGUCUUCGGGUACGACACCUUUCGUCGGCACGCACGGAUGUAUAUCGAGCCUGCCAUUGUGUACAAAUGGCAAAAUUGGCAGGAUGGGAUGCUACAUCAGAUCAGUCAAAGGGAAAAAGUCAUUGUUGUUGGCAAUAUGAGGGCUGACUCAUCAGGACACUCUGCCAAAUUUGGCAGCUAUACAAUGAUGGACCUUGAGACAAACACCGUUGUUGAUAUACAACUGGUCCAGAGUAACGAAGUGGGAGGAAGCUGUAACAUGGAAAAGGAAGGUUUAAAGAGAAGCCUCGAUUUGUUGGAAAUGCGUCGCGUGACUCUACACUCCAUUGUGACUGACCAGCAUCCACGAAUACAUAAAAUACCUCCGGGACCGUAAUAUCACCCAAUUCUAUGAUUUCUGGCACAUUCAGAAAAGAGUUUCAAAACAGCUUGAUAAAAUUGCCAAGUUGAAGGGUUGUGAGAAACUACGCAAGUGGUUGCGUAGUAUAAAGAAUCACAUAUACUGGACUGCUGCUUCGUCAACCACAGGGCCAGAACGAGUUGCAAAAUGGACAUCGAUUCUGAACCAUGUCCAGGAUAAACACACUCACGAGGACCCAUAUUUUCCUGCAUGUCUACAUGCACAAAGGCAAAGUAUAGACAAGAGCAAAUGGCUGACUGCUGGAACUCUGCCAUUUUACAAGUUGGAGAAAGUUCUCUCCAACAAGAGAAUAUUGAGGGAUGUAACAAAACUAAGUCCUCACCACCAGACUUCUUCUGUAGAGGCUUUCCACAGCAUCAUUUUACGUUUUGCUUCUAAAAACACCGUCUUUACGUUUCUUGGAAUGUUGUGCAGACUGUACCUGGCUGCACUACAUUUCAAUGAAAACGCCGGUUGUCCGCAAGCCACAUCAGCAGCAGGUCCGCCACUGUUCAAACUCACCUUUCCGAAGGCCAGGAAAGGAGAAUUCCCGGUCAGAGAUGUGAAAGCUGAACCUACAUUCAGGUAUGUGGAGGACCUGCUGGACCUCAUAUUUGAUGAAGUCUUUGUGGACCCAGCACCAUAUGUGGAGCAGACCAUGAGGAUCCCCAUACCACCAGCCCUGUAGCCCUGUGUGCUGAGUACAAGCGGCCAGAAGAGGAGGAGGUCAUCCCUAGCCGGGUGACUUGAUUUAAUCUAUAGGCGGCUUGAAGCCAACAUAGCCGCCCUGGGCAUCGGGAAACUCCCGGGGAAUCCUCAGCACCACACAGGCUGGAAUUACAACGCAUACUUUCGCCAUCUGAGGAAACCCCAGCACCAGCUCACAAAGCAGCGAUUUGUAAAUAAACCAAAAAUGUAUAUUUUUCAAGUUGUAUUUCCACGUAGUCGCAAGGGACCAUAGUCGGCUCUGUAAAUGUGAGAGAGAACACAUUUAAACAAACUGGCUCCAUUCCAGGAUGGUCCACCAUACAUGAGGGAGUCACUUCUAACCUUCAUUACAGUAAACUGCGUUUGCACCAGCACAUUUGCAUUUAAAGACACACACAAAAACAGCUCGUUUUUAUUCCCACCCAGGGCUGGACUGGUAAUCUGGCAUACCGGGCAUUUUCCUGGUGGCACUUUGGGGCCGAUCAGGGGCCGAUCAGGUCGCUUGCAUCACUGGCCAAUGAGGACGAGUUGUUUCUCUUGAGUUAUGUCCCGGCCCUCAAAAGACUGACACCACAGAAAAGAGCCGCAGUUAAAAUGACAAUCCAUCCGAUUAUGUUAUAAGAUGAAUACGCACGUUGAGACCCCCUAAGUAUGUCCCAGCAGCCAUAUCACCCUGCAGCUCUUGCCUGGUUGCCCACUAUAGCUAAGCAGUGUUGAGACUGGUCAGUAUCUGGAUGGGAGACCUCCUGGGGAAAAACUAAGGUUGCUGCUGGAAGUGGUAUUAGGGAGGCCAGUAGGGGGUGCUCAACCUGUGGUCGGUGUGUGUCCUAAUCCCCCAGUAUAGUGACGGGGACACUAUACAGUAAAAAGGCACCGUCUUUCGGAUGAUUCAUUAAACCGAGGUUCUGACUGUCUGUGGUCAUUAAAAAUCCCCCCAUAGGCCCUUCUCAAUCAUGGCCUCCUAAUAAUCUCCAUCCCAUCCAUUAAUUGGCUACAUCACUCUACUCUCUCCUCUCCACCAAUAGCAGGUGUGUGGUGAGUGUACUGGUGCACUAUGGCUGCCGUCGCAUCAUCCAGGUGGUGGUUGAGUCCCACUAUACUAUGUAAAAGCGCUAUAUAAUUGUCAGGAUUUAUUACUUUUAUUAUUGAUAAUAAAAUGUGUUCAAAAGCACUACAUUUCAGUAUAUAUUUCAAUGCAACGAAAUAGGAACUGGUUUGUUUUGCAGUCAAUUGCCUCACUUUUGUCUAGGUUUUGAUUAGUUACUUUAUGGUGCAAACGCUCUUGUUUUGUAAAAUGGCUCUAUUAAAUAUAAUAUAAUCAGCAUUUAAUUGUCAAGGUGCAAACUGCUAUUUAAUGCAUUUUUGUCAAUUUCUUUAGUUGCUUGUUUGUUUUGUGCUCAAAGCAUCAUUGAUUCAUUGAAAAGAUACCCUUCUCCUAUAUACAAUGAACUAAAUGAAAACUAGUGAUGAGUUUUACUAUAAACUUAGUCAUUAAGAUUCAAUGAAAUGACACAAAUGGAUGUAUAGGACCAAAGAAUUAUAUUUGUGCCUAGGUUAUGUCUCUGCAGCUCUAUCGAUACCAAUCAUCACGACACCAAAAACCAUAAUCUUAACAAUGUAAAGGCAAUGAAUAUCAGUAAGCCAGAUGGACUGUUUAUUUGUAUCUCGAUUUGAUCCUCCUUAUCUGUGUGGCUUAAGACAGAUUUUGAAAAUCCAUUAAUUCCUUGAUGAUAAACGUGUAUACGGACUUGUAUGAUCACAGAGGAUUUAUUGUGAAUGAAUAGCACAUGUACAAUAGCUUUGCCUUUUUGUGACUCUUUGUCAAAAAUGACACACUGAAUGACUGCAUUGCAGCGAUAAGGAGGAGUCAAGACACUGCCCAAGUAUUUCUGUCUGCUGUUCGCGGCUUUGAGCAUUAGGCAUUUUAAAUAUUAAAC
Molecule: messenger RNA, 4036 nt
Organism: Xyrauchen texanus (razorback sucker)
Lineage: Eukaryota; Metazoa; Chordata; Actinopteri; Cypriniformes; Catostomidae
Exons: 11
Coding region: 27-1367 (446 amino acids)
Source: RefSeq, a predicted model, not a curated record